AUGGCAAAAGCUUUCCAUACAUUGCAAAAAAGUGAUGUCAUCCAGCACAAUACCAGAGCCGAUACCCUUAAAGGUCGAAUACCUGAGGGAAACAUGGAAUCCUUGGCGACAAACAACCGUUUCGUUGCUCUGAACAGCCGAUGGCUGUCAAGCGAACUCCAACAAGCCGCCCUAUCCAGACUUCUGCGAUAUCUGCAUGCACCGUUUGCUGCACUGCAGAAAACACGCAUCAGCGACCGCGCUCUCAUCAGUAUCGACAAUUACACCAUCUACUGCGGCGAUGCUGAUGAAGGGAAAGUAGGAGGCUGCUCAAUGUUUGUUAGGAACGAUUAUAACAACCUGGUGGAGGAGUUUGGAUCAAAGUCGUCAAGAUGCGCCUUUGUACGAUUGCAAGGUCACAAAGGACUCAAACUCUGGAUCUUAAGUGCUCACGCACCUACGGAGAUCGCAGAGGACCACAACAAGGACGCGUUUUAUGAUGAACUCAAUACGUUGAUGUCCAAAAUACCAAGCCAGCAGGUGGUCAUUGUCGGAAUCGACGCAAAUGCGAAGAUGGGACUCGAACAGCAAUCCGAUGUGCUUGGAAAAUGGUUCUAUGCCAUCGAACAGACAUCGGACAACUUAAAUCGUCUGAUAGGCCUUUGCGAGCAGACAAAUCUCAUCACUGAAUCCACGUUUAAGAGGAAUCAUCGACGCCAUCAGCUUACAUGGCGAGGCACAACCCCAUUAACGCCAAAAGAGCAGCGAAAGCGGAAGAUGCCGACUCUUAAGCUUUAA
Necator americanus (New World hookworm) is the source of this 777-nucleotide messenger RNA. RefSeq lists its product as uncharacterized. The record is from RefSeq and is a predicted model, not a curated record. The transcript has a single exon. The coding region runs from base 1 to 777 and encodes 258 amino acids. NCBI's taxonomy places the organism in Eukaryota, Metazoa, Nematoda, Chromadorea, Rhabditida, Ancylostomatidae.